Messenger RNA from Phycomyces blakesleeanus NRRL 1555(-), 1155 nucleotides. RefSeq lists its product as hypothetical. The transcript has a single exon. The coding region runs from base 1 to 1155 and encodes 384 amino acids. The record is from RefSeq and is a predicted model, not a curated record. NCBI's taxonomy places the organism in Eukaryota, Fungi, Mucoromycota, Mucoromycetes, Mucorales, Phycomycetaceae.
AUGCCACGCCAAACACGUCAAAAAAGAGCCGCCCAGACAAGAAUGCGAAAAGUGCAGAAUAAAUACGGUAUCCACAGGCCCAGUACUAGGAUAAUUGAAGAACCAACUUGUUCCGCCGACAAACCCCUUUUGAAUGACGAUAAAGACCUUUCCAUUCAUGCCAAGAUUGCCAAUCCUACAUUUGAAAGAGAUUCAACUGAAAAUGUAGAGCUAUUGAAAACGAUUACCGGAGAUAAGCCAAUGAUCACACCGGAACCUAUAAUUACAGCGAUUGAAGUGGAAACAGCUACCAGUAUAACCGCCACUACACAAUACACUAGAGUGGAAGGAUUGCCAUUUUUGACAGAGCAUAAACAUAUGGAUGCUACCAAACAUUUACCUUGCAAAUUAGAUGAGAAAACUAGCUCAAAUGAGGGGAAUUCUGAAUAUGUACCCGAGCAGGACCAGCUAUCUUUUGUUUCUCCUGAUAUCUCUAGUGGAGUCCUCCAAGCUGAACCUUCUACAAAUCAACAGAAAGUAAAGUCUGAAGACCAGCUGGGACUGAAAAUUGGAGCUGUCCGAAAGACCCGAGAAACCUACAAAAAGAACUCACGAACAACUCUGUGGCGUAGACGUAAAGCAGCUUUACUUGCAAUGUCAAAGAGUGAUACAUCUGCCGAGAGUAAGGAGUGUAACCUCAGUAUACCAAAUCAGCAGCCUGAAUGUAGUGAAACUGAUAAGCUUGCAAACCGCGAGAAAAUAGAAAAAAAAAUAGAAAGAGAAAAGAAAAAGAAAGAGAAAGAAGAGAAAAAGAAGAAUGAGCUUAACUUCUUUCAAGAUGCUUAUACAAAGCUCGAUGAGAAGGCUUUGGCUGCAAACGCAUCAGCCAUUUCUGUGCCAAACAGUGGAGAACCUUAUGAAUCCCAUAAACACUUGGCUGUUAAGCAGUAUAUACAAUUCAGACUCCAAGGUAUGAAGAAAAUGGCCGCUUCUGAACGAGCAGCAAAAAAUGUCUGGCCUACAUCGUCUACCUACCGCCCAGCAUCCAUUCGUAGAUGGGCCAAUGAAUAUCUCAAUUCGGGGAAAAUUUCGAUCAGCCGUCAAGGAAAACAUGCAAAACGCAAACCAUUAACCAAGUCUACUGAUGAGAAAACGGAAACUUGUGAAGAAUCCUAG